Messenger RNA from Cladophialophora carrionii CBS 160.54, 2313 nucleotides. RefSeq lists its product as uncharacterized. Gene Ontology annotation, cellular component: chromatin. Gene Ontology annotation, biological process: regulation of transcription by RNA polymerase II; DNA-templated transcription. Lineage: Eukaryota; Fungi; Ascomycota; Eurotiomycetes; Chaetothyriales; Herpotrichiellaceae. Bases 1 to 2313 code for a protein of 770 amino acids. The transcript has a single exon. The record is from RefSeq and is a predicted model, not a curated record. Gene Ontology annotation, molecular function: DNA-binding transcription factor activity, RNA polymerase II-specific; RNA polymerase II cis-regulatory region sequence-specific DNA binding; zinc ion binding.
AUGGUGGCGGUGGAGUGCGGAAUCUGCCACAAAGUCUUUACCAGGACCGAACACCUGAUGAGACACGAGCGAAGCCAUACCGGAGCCCGACCAUACCAAUGCGCGCUGUGCAGUCGAUCGUUCCCGCGGCAGGACUCACUGGUGCGGCAUGAGAAGCUACAUUCUCGUCGCAGAGACUCCAACGCGGCCUCUUCGUGGCGGGUCUCGAAUGACUGGACGAUUAGGAGCGACUUUGCUCACACGUCCGGUCCGGUGGUGCCCCAGACACCAGAUCUGGCCCCUGGCACCUCCGAAGCACCGAGCUUCUCUCCUGUGGUGCCCGAGGGACCGAUCCUCCCGUCUCCUGUGGUGCGUGAGGGACCACAGCUUCAGCCUGCUCCUGUUGCCCCCGAGGGAUCGCAUCACACUCCGCCCAUGGUGCCGGAAGGACCGUACCGCACUCCCGGAGCGCCCGAGAGAACGAGCCUCCCGUCUGUGGUGACCGAGGGACCACGCCUCCCUUCGGUCUCCCGGUCGAUGGGCCAGACGGGCAGCAUGGACCUCGACUUCGAACUGAUCUGGCCCGACUCGGAAGAUCUCUGGCAGACUCUCAUGUCCACCGAUGCCAACAAUCCGUGGCAGAAGUCUUUGGACACUCCCUGUUCAAGCUACAUGACGCUCGACACUCCCCGUUCUUUCGAGGAACGAUCACUUCCCAGAGGGGCACCGCCAUCGGGAGUGAAUCAUCAAGCGGUCCAAGAUGUCAGUAAAAUGGUCUCGAGCGUGGCCGUCGCGGCGGCGGCAACGCUGAACGCCAUCACCUCCGUCUUCCUCGACGAGUGUUUGCACAUGUUUUUCGUCAAAUUCAUCCCGACCUUCCCCGUGCUCCAUCGGGCAACAUUUGUGUUUCGAGACUGCACACAGCCUCUUCUGCUGAACGCCAUCGCCAUCGGCUCUCUCUACCUCGGACCCAAGGACGCGCUCGAAAAGGGCGAGGCACUGUGGCAUCUCGCUCAGACCGCCGUCGCAACGUCGUGGCAGACGCUGAUCACUCACCGGGGACCCUACGACGCCUGCGACGGCGUGCAACUUGUGCUCACGGGCGUGUUGAGUCAGCUCUACGGCGUGCUCUCGCGGAACCGGGAUAUUCGCUCGACGAGCCAGGCCUUCCACUCGCUCGCCUUUUACUGGGCCCGGCGCUGCGGCAUGCUCGACAACGACCCCUACCCUGCGCGAUCAGUCCCGCCAGCAGACGCGCCCGACUCGGCGAAGGACUACCAGUGGCGGCUCUGGGCGGCGCGUGAAAUCCAGCAGCGGUCGCUUCUCGCGCUGUACAUGCUCGACGGCCUCAUUUCCCACAUGUCCGGAGACCCGACGUCGGUGCGCCAUACCACGAACCAGGUGCACGUGCCGAGCAACGAAGCCGCCUUCGAAGCGUCGACGGCCAACGAAUGGAUCUCGCAGAUGCGGUCUGCCGCGACCAGCCAAAGCACUUCCUUCCGAACCAUCCUGCGGCGUCUGUUCAACCCAGGCGCCGAGGCAGCGUGGCUCGACACCACCCUUUCGGCCUUCUCGUACAAGGUCAUCCUCGAGGGCCUGCAGUCGCUCCUGUCCGACGCCGAAUCGGACGGCGGCGCGGCCGUGGGAGUCCCGACUCGAAGCGACGUCCGACGGGCGCUGAACCAGAUCUACGAGAGCAUCCGGCUGAACGCGUCCCUGUCGUCCGCCGACCGCCUCGAGACGCUCCUCCGCUGGCACGCCAUCUGCCUGGACACGAGCGUCGACUCGUCCCUGCUGUGCCGCAACCUCUGCGCCAAGUACGACAUCAGGCAGCACAUCUGGCGGGACGCGCACGGCCUGCAGGCCAACAUGGACCUGGCCACCUGGCCAACCACGCACGCCGCACGCCGGGCCUUGCUCCACGCCAUGGCCAUCCAGGAGAUCAUCGAGCAGCUGCCGCGCGGCCGGGCCCACGCCAUCCACAUGCCGAGCUCGCUCUUCGCGGCCGCGACCGUCUACUCGGUCUUUGCGCUCGGGAGCGAGUCGGCGGUCAAGAUCCCCAGCACCGUCACGUGGCAGGAUGCUUUCCUCGACGAUCGCCCACCGACCGAAGUCUAUUCCCCGGUCUACAGACUGCCCGCCAUGCAAGUGGCCGAGUCCGACACGGCACGGUAUAUCCGCGGGGACCGGCUACAGGGAACGGACGUCACGUCGCGGAACCUGCUGUACGAGUUGAGUUCGAUGCAGAAGCUGUUUGGAUGUCUGACGGCGCAGUGGGGGCUGGCAUUCGACAUGGAGGCCGUGGUCGAGAAGUGGAUUGAGCUGUGUCGUUAA